Erigeron canadensis is the source of this 960-nucleotide messenger RNA. Its product is annotated as 40S ribosomal protein S6. Gene Ontology annotation, biological process: translation. The coding region runs from base 71 to 820 and encodes 249 amino acids. Gene Ontology annotation, molecular function: structural constituent of ribosome. Gene Ontology annotation, cellular component: ribosome. The record is from RefSeq and is a predicted model, not a curated record. The transcript has 6 exons. Lineage: Eukaryota; Viridiplantae; Streptophyta; Magnoliopsida; Asterales; Asteraceae.
CCUCAAACUGUUGAGCAGAAACCCUAGUUUGUGUGUACUCGCCGCAGCUUCAAACUUGAUCUGAAUCAAAAUGAAGUUCAAUAUUGCUAAUCCCACCACUGGGUGCCAAAAGAAGCUUGAGAUUGAUGAUGAUCAGAAACUCCGGGCGUUUUACGAUAAGAGGAUCUCACAGGAAGUUAGUGGAGAUGCUCUUGGAGAGGAAUUUAAAGGGUAUGUCUUUAAAAUCAUGGGAGGAUGUGACAAGCAAGGUUUCCCAAUGAAACAGGGAGUUUUGACUCCAGGUCGUGUUCGUCUUCUUCUAGUGAGAGGAACACCCUGCUUCCGUGGGUUUGGAAGGAGGAAUGGAGAGAGGAGAAGAAAGUCCGUGCGUGGUUGUAUUGUGAGCCAAGAUCUCUCUGUAUUGAACUUGGUUAUCGUGAAGAAGGGUGACAAUGAUCUUCCAGGUUUGACUGAUGUUGAAAAGCCUAGAAUGAGAGGUCCAAAGAGGGCAUCCAAAAUCCGUAAACUCUUCAACCUAUCCAAAGAGGAUGACGUAAGAAAGUAUGUUAACACAUACCGUCGUACAUUCACCAACAAAGCUGGGAAAGAGGUGAGUAAAGCACCAAAAAUUCAGAGAUUGGUUACCCCACUCACAUUGCAAAGGAAACGUGCCAGAAUUGCGGACAAGAAGAAGAGAAUUGCAAAGGCCAAGUCAGAGGCAGCUGAGUACCAGAAGCUUCUUGCUUCCCGAUUGAAAGAACAGAGGGAGAAACGUAGUGAAAGCUUAGCUAAAAAGAGAUCCAGGCUUUCUACUGCAUCUAAGCCAUCCAUUGCAGCAUAAGAUCAGAUUCUGACUCACAUGUUCUUGCAUAACGGUUAAUGUAUUUGGGAUUUUGCAGUUGAGAUACUUGUUUUAGGAAUCACUUGUUACGGUUCAGAUGUUUGUUUUUUAUAAUUGAUGCCAUACUUUUUGAUUGCUUA